UAAGGCCCUCCCCCUCCAUGGCGCCGCCCGGGCUCAUUCAUUCCGCGCCGGGCCCGCUGGACACCUGCGUGCCGCUCUCUCCAGCCGGGGCCGCCGCAGCCUCCACCGCCGCGUCUGCCGCCAGCAUGUCGGGCUCCGUCACCGAGACGCCGUCGGCUAUCCAGAUCUGCCGGAUCAUGCGGCCUGACGACGCUAAUGUGGCAGGCAACGUGCACGGCGGCACCAUCCUGAAGAUGAUUGAGGAGGCCGGGGCCAUCAUCAGCACCCGGCACUGCAACAGCCAGCGCGGGGAGCGCUGUGUGGCUGCCCUGGCCCGGGUCGAGCGCACCGACUUCCUGUCACCCAUGUGCAUCGGCGAGGUGGCUCACGUCAGUGCAGAGAUCACUUACACCUCCAAACACUCUGUGGAAGUCCAGGUCAACGUGAUGUCCGAAAACAUCCUCACAGGUGCCAAAAAGCUGACUAACAAGGCCACCCUGUGGUACGUGCCCCUGUCACUGAAGAAUGUGGACAAAGUCCUCGAGGUGCCUCCUGUGGUGUAUUCCCGGCAGGAGCAGGAGGAGGAGGGCCGGAAGCGGUACGAAGCCCAGAAACUGGAGCGCAUGGGGACCAAGUGGAGGAACGGGGACGUCGUACAGCCUGUCCUGAACCCAGAGCCCAACACUGUGAGCUACAGCCAGUCGAGCCUGAUCCACCUAGUGGGGCCCUCGGACUGCACCCUGCAUGGCUUCGUGCAUGGAGGUGUCACCAUGAAGCUCAUGGACGAGGUGGCUGGGAUCGUGGCUGCACGCCACUGCAAGACCAACAUCGUCACGGCUUCUGUGGAUGCCAUAAAUUUUCACGAUAAGAUCCGAAAAGGCUGUGUCAUUACCAUCUCGGGCCGCAUGACCUUCACGAGCAACAAGUCCAUGGAGAUCGAGGUGCUGGUGGAUGCGGACCCAGUGGUGGGCAGCUCGCAGAAACGCUACCGGGCCGCCAGUGCCUUUUUCACCUAUGUGUCGCUGAGCCAGGAGGGCAGACCACUGCCCGUGCCACAGCUUGUGCCCGAGACGGAGGACGAGAAGAAGCGCUUCGAGGAAGGCAAGGGGCGAUACCUACAGAUGAAGGCAAAGCGGCAGGGCCAGGCAGAGCCUCAGCCCUAGAUGCCCCCCUGCACCAGUGGGGCCUGAGCAACUGCGGUGACAGCCCCACAUCCUGUCACUUAGUCACCCCCUGGCCAAAUCCCCACCGCACACUUUGAGCUGGUGUUGUGUGAAGU
Molecule: messenger RNA, 1258 nt
Organism: Octodon degus (degu)
Lineage: Eukaryota; Metazoa; Chordata; Mammalia; Rodentia; Octodontidae
Product: cytosolic acyl coenzyme A thioester hydrolase-like
Exons: 1
Coding region: 18-1142 (374 amino acids)
Biological process (GO): acyl-CoA metabolic process; palmitic acid biosynthetic process
Cellular component (GO): cytosol; nucleoplasm; extracellular exosome
Molecular function (GO): long-chain fatty acyl-CoA binding
Source: RefSeq, a predicted model, not a curated record